This is a messenger RNA of Cucurbitaria berberidis CBS 394.84, 1070 nucleotides long. Its product is annotated as polysaccharide deacetylase family protein. Gene Ontology annotation, molecular function: hydrolase activity, acting on carbon-nitrogen (but not peptide) bonds. The coding region runs from base 28 to 1008 and encodes 326 amino acids. The transcript has 5 exons. The record is from RefSeq and is a predicted model, not a curated record. Lineage: Eukaryota; Fungi; Ascomycota; Dothideomycetes; Pleosporales; Cucurbitariaceae. Gene Ontology annotation, biological process: carbohydrate metabolic process.
CACCUCAACCCUUAACACACAGAUACAAUGGGCAAGAAGAAGGUACUCGUUAGCUACGGAGUUGACGUAGACGCUGUAGCUGGCUGGUUAGGCUCGUAUGGAGGAGAAGACUCUACAAGUGACAUUAGUAGAGGACUAUGGGCCGGCACUGUAGGCACGCAGCGUCUACUGAAACUGUUCGACAAGUACAAUAUCAAAACAACGUGGUUCAUUCCUGGUCACUCCCUUGAGACUUUUCCCGAAGACUGUGCCGCCAUCCGCGACGCAGGCCACGAGAUAGGGCUCCAUGGAUACUCACAUGAAAACCCCGCAGACAUGACCUUCGAACAACAACGCGACGUCCUCGACAAGACCUACAAAAUGCUUACCGAGUUCUGUGGCAAGCCGCCCCGUGGCACUGUAGCCCCAUGGUGGGAAACCUCAAAGGAGGGCUGCGACCUGCUCCUAUCCUACGGCAUUGCAUACGACCACUCCAUGUCGCAUGAGGACCACAAGUGUUACUGGCUACGCACGGGCGACGAGUGGACAAAGAUCGACUACAAUAAGACGGCAGUGGAGUGGAUGAAGCCCCUCACAAAAGGGACAGAUACAGGACUGGUAGAGAUCCCUGGGAGUUGGUACAUAGAUGAUCUGCCGCCAAUGAUGUUCAUGAAGAAGAGUGCAAAUUCUCACGGAUGGGUUAAUCCUAGAGAUGUUGAGCAGAUCUGGAUGGACCACUUUGACUACUUCUACCGAGAGUACGACGAGUUUGUCUUCCCAAUGACGAUUCAUCCCGACGUAUCAGGGAAACCACAUGUCAUUCUUAUGCACGAAAGAAUCAUUGAGCACAUCAACAAGCACGAGGGAGUCGAGUGGGUUACAAUGGAGCAGAUGGCAGAUGACUUUAAGAAGAACAACACCGUACCAAAAGGCGCAAAGAUGCCGGCGCGACCUGGUGAGAUAUUGAGACUGCAGAAAGAGGGCAAAGCAUACUCUUUGAUCGAUUAUAAUGGCCCCAUUCCGCAGUAGGCUUUUCGAUACUACAAGCAAUAAACACGAUGAUCUCCUCAAAAUGCAACACUCGGAAGACG